UCACGGAACAAGCGACCGAUAACAAACCCUUUUAAAACCGAAUAACGAUUUUCCUAAAGUCAUUUGAAUGUUGCAUUCUCUUUGAUAAAAAUGUCCUUACAAGAAAAACCCCGAAAGAGGGUGAGCGUAGUCGUAAAUGACGCGGAAACAUCCCCAAGAAAUACCACAAAACCCGUUAACCCUUCGACAGGUCCCAGAUUCGGUUGUAGACAUGGGCAAGCCAUUCUAUUAUGCUUGGCAUUCUUAUUUGGCAUUGGAUGUAGGAACAACAUUUCCGUAGCUCUUGUAGCUAUGACAGACAACACCACCAGUCUAAAUCCAAAUAUACCAUACUACGAUUGGAACAACACCAACGUAGUAAUCUCGGCCUUCUAUUGGGGCUACAUCUUCUGUCAAGUUCCAGCUGGAUACCUUGGAAAAACCUAUGGGCCCAAAUACUUCUUAUUGGGCAGUUUUCUUCUUAACUCCUUUGGGUGCGCCCUAAUCCCUUUGAUGGCCGAAAAGUUCGGUUCUACCGGGGUGAUUUGUUGCCGAGUACUACAGGGUAUCUGCCAAGGGUUCCUGUAUCCGUCCAUACAGGUUAUGUUGGGCACGUGGGCCCCCAGCGAGGAGCGAUCCACCCUUAAUAAUUUUAUUUAUGCUGGUACCACCCUUGGUUCGAUCUAUGGGUCCUUAGUGACCGGAUACGUGUCGUCCAGUUGGCUUGGUUGGCCCUACUCGUUUUACAUUCUGGCCCUUUUCUCUUUCUUGUGGUCCAUUUUGUGGUUGUUUCUGGGUUACGACAGUCCCGCGGUGCAUCCCCGUAUAACCGACGAGGAGAAGGUUUACAUCCAGAAAUCUCUGAAACAAGAGGAUGAUGUAGAUCUGCCCAUUCCAUGGCGAAAGAUUUUCGCUUGUGUGCCAUUUUACGCGGCGGCUUUCGGUAUGGUGGGAAACACUUAUGGGGCCUCCAUAUUGUCAGCCGAGGCGCCCACUUAUUUAUCCAAAAUGAUGAGUUUCAACAUUAAAUCGAACGCUUUAAUUAUGACGCUUCCCUCGUGUCUCGGAUUGACUUGUUCUUUCUUUACCGGCCCAUUGAGCGAUUGGCUGAUAAGAAGACAAUAUUUGACCAGGUUGUGGGCCAGAAGGAUUUUUCACUUAAUUGGUUCCUUCGGAUACGCAUCCUGUCUACUGGGGCUGGCAUUUUUAACAAAAUCAGCGGCCAUACUGUCAAUAGUCGCUCUAGGCAUGACCAGCGUGUUUGCCGCUUUUCUACUUAACGGGGCCAACAUCAACCAAUUGGACCUCUCGCCCCGUUUUUGCGGCAUAAUUUUCGCCAUUUUAAACGCCGUCAGUCAAUGUACCGCGAUUAUCGCUCCGCUGAUCGCCCAAUGGGUGAUCACCGACAAGACCGACGCGACUCAAUGGCGCAUCGUGUUUGGUAGCGGAGCGGCGAGUUUUAUGGCGGGAGGUGUUGUGUUCACUUUGUUUUCCUCGGCAACCCGGCAACCCUGGGACGGACCCACAGAUAAAGAAUUAGAGCAGAGGCGAAAGAAGAUUUCCGUUAUUAGUUUGACGAUAACCUGAAGGCAACAACUGGCAUUGUUAUGCAAAAAAAUGCGUAAACAGAAUAGGAUUCUCGUUGAGCAUCUUAAUUGUUGCCACACUUCGAAUUUUCGCUGCUGCUGCUCUGGCAUCACCGUAAAUCCUUUCAGAUCCAUCGUAUUAAAGUGGAUUUUAACUUAGUAGUACUCUGUGAUAUGGUAUAAUAAAUAAAUGGUUUUAUAAA
Anthonomus grandis grandis is the source of this 1768-nucleotide messenger RNA. RefSeq names its product putative inorganic phosphate cotransporter. Gene Ontology annotation, biological process: transmembrane transport; monoatomic anion transport. Gene Ontology annotation, cellular component: plasma membrane. Lineage: Eukaryota; Metazoa; Arthropoda; Insecta; Coleoptera; Curculionidae. Bases 91 to 1566 code for a protein of 491 amino acids. Gene Ontology annotation, molecular function: transmembrane transporter activity. The transcript is spliced from 6 exons. The record is from RefSeq and is a predicted model, not a curated record.